Molecule: messenger RNA, 2160 nt
Organism: Cucurbita pepo subsp. pepo (vegetable marrow)
Lineage: Eukaryota; Viridiplantae; Streptophyta; Magnoliopsida; Cucurbitales; Cucurbitaceae
Source: RefSeq, a predicted model, not a curated record
CACGCUCUUCUCUAUCACUCCUUCCAUGGCUGCCUACCCAAGCUUGAAACCAAGACCCUGAGCUGCUUCUACUGCUAAUCAAGUGUCAUGGGGAAGGGAACAUCCAAAACCUCUCAUAAUCCCAUGUUUUUCUUUCUCUUCCUCUCUCUGGUGAAUCAAUAUUCAGCUGCUCUCCACCACCGCCUCCAUGAAACUCACCUUCUUUUAUCCUUCAAAGCCUCUGUUUCCAGAGACCCAUCACGCCUUCUCUCCAACUGGGUUCCUUCUGUUCCCACCUGCCGAUGGAAUGGCAUCACAUGCAGCAACGACACCGACUCUGGCUUCAGUAACAUCACGGCUGUUAACCUCUCCGGCAAGAACAUCACCGCCACACUCUCCGACUCUGUUUUCAGACUACCCCAUAUCCAAAUUCUCGACCUUUCCGACAACCAAUUCGUCGGGGAACUCCCUUGGAAUAUGUUCGACGUCGCCGUCGCCUCUUCUUCUCUUCUGCAUUUGAAUUUGAGUAACAAUAAUUUCACUGGCCCACUUCCCACCGGCGGCGUCUCUGUUCUUCAAACAUUAGACUUAUCCAACAACAUGAUUUCGGGUUCAAUUCCGAAAGAUAUUGGAUUGUUGUUCUCUGAUCUUCAAUUUCUUGAUCUGGGUGGGAAUGUUUUGACCGGAGAGAUUCCGAACUCUGUUGCGAAUCUCAAAUCGUUGGAGUUUUUAACAUUGGCGUCUAAUAAACUGAGCGGCGAAAUUCCGACGGAAUUGGGCGGAAUGAAGAGACUGCGGUGGAUUUAUUUGGGUUACAAUAAUCUUUCCGGGCAAAUUCCUGAAGAAAUCGGCCAAUUGGGUUCUUUGAAUCAUCUUGAUCUUGUUUACAACAAGCUAACAGGGAAAAUUCCAGAAUCUUUUGGGAAUCUAACUCGCCUUCAAUAUCUGUUCCUCUACCAAAAUGGUCUCACCGGUAAAAUUCCUCCGUCGAUUUUCCGUCUUGUGAAUUUGAUUUCUCUGGAUUUAAGCGAUAAUUCUCUCUCGGGAGAGAUUCCGGAGCUUGUAAUUCAUUUACAGAGAUUGGAGAUUUUGCAUCUGUUUGGUAAUAAUUUCACCGGAAAAAUUCCUAGAGCUCUGGCUUCUCUGCCUUGCCUGCAGAUUCUUCAGUUGUGGUCGAACGGGUUUUCCGGCGAAAUCCCGGAGCCACUUGGACGGCGAAACAAUCUCACCAUUCUCGACGUUUCUACUAAUUUNCGUUUCAACUAAUUACUUACCGGAAAAAUCCCAGAUGGGCUCUGUGAUUCUAAGCGCCUCUUUAAACUCAUCCUCUUCUCCAACUCUCUCACCGGCGAAAUUCCACGGAGUCUCUGUUCUUGCCAGAGUUUACGGCGUGUUCGGCUUCAACACAACCGUCUCUCCGGCGAAUUGUGUCCGGAAUUUACGAAACUGCCACUACUGUACUUUUUGGAUAUCUCCGGCAACCAAUUUUCCGGUAGAAUCGACGGCAACAAAUGGGAUUUGCCGUCUCUUCAGAUGAUGAGUUUAGCGAGGAAUAGAUUUACAGGGGACUUGCCGGAAUUUAUAAGAAAGGGUAAAAUCGAGAGUUUGGAUUUCUCGGCGAAUGAAUUUUCGGGUUCGAUCCCGGAGAGUAUCGGAAGGUUUUCAGAGCUAAUGGAACUUAAUUUGAGUAACAACAAUCUCGCCGGUCGGAUUCCGAGUGAAAUUUCUUCCUGUAAGAAGCUUGUGAGUUUAGAUUUAAGCCACAAUCAGCUAAUCGGCGAAAUUCCGGUGAUUAUCACUCAAAUUCCGGUUCUGAGCUUCCUCGAUUUGUCGGAAAACGAAUUAUCCGGCGAAAUCCCACCGGUUUUCGGCCGAUUUCCGUCGCUUGUUCAGAUAAAUAUUUCCCACAACCACUUUUACGGAGCGUUGCCGUCCACCGGAGCGUUUUUGGACAUAAACGCCAGCGCAGUAGCCGGCAAUGAUCUUUGCGGCGGCGAUAUAAUUACGAGCAAAUUACCGGCAUGCGAAAACCGUGGGUAUAACCACUUAUGGUGGUUCAUGCUCGUAUUGGGGCUGGCCGCGUUGUUCAUUGCGACGGCAGUGUUGGUCACAAUACGACGUCGUAAGCUGACAAAAAUAGUGCAAAACGACGACGGAAUAUGGGAGGUUAAAUUCUUCGAU